AUGAACUCCGAAAUAUUCAUUGAUUGGUAUGACAACACUUUUAUCCCUGAAGUAAAAAAAAGACAAAACGACAUUGGCAAACAAGAAAAUCUAUUACUUUUACUGGAUAAUGCGCCAACCCAUCCUUCGGCUGAACUGUUGGAAAGAGAAAAUGGAAAGUUUAAAGUAAAAUUUUUGCCUUCUAAUGUGACAUCCUUGCUGCAACCAAUGGAUCAAAGUAUUAUUGAAACAUUAAAACGAAUUUAUAGAAAACAACUUUUACGAAGGUUGUUAUCUGUUGAUGAAGAUAAUGUAGAAGUCGUUUUAUCAUUUUUUAAAGAAAUGAAUUUAAAGGAGUGUUGUUACAUGGUUGUAGAUGCGUGGGAUUUGAUUGAAAAGAAAACUUUAAACAAGGCUUGGAACAGAGUACAUAAUCGGGAGAAUGAAAAUUUAAUAACCAAUAUGGAUGAUUCUAUUUUGGAGGAUAUAAAUGACCUAAUGUUAAAGAUACAAAUAUGCCAGGAUUGUGAUGAAGAUGACAUGAAAGAGUGGAUCACUUGUGACAGUAAUGAUCAAGGCUUUCAGAUUAUGUCGGAUGACGAAAUCGUAGAAAACAUAUUGCAGAUAAAUGAACAGCAGGAAAUGCAAGAAGAUGAAACAGAAGAAAAUAUAGACAUUGAAAAUGAUGCAGGACCAUCUCAUGAUGAAGCACUUCAGGCCCUGGAAACGGCUCUCAGUGGUUUGAAAAACAAACAGAGAGUGAUACUGUGA
This is a messenger RNA of Parnassius apollo (apollo), 750 nucleotides long. NCBI's taxonomy places the organism in Eukaryota, Metazoa, Arthropoda, Insecta, Lepidoptera, Papilionidae. The record is from the annotation of a GenBank genome assembly.